Messenger RNA from Trichoderma virens Gv29-8, 1209 nucleotides. RefSeq lists its product as uncharacterized. The coding region runs from base 122 to 997 and encodes 291 amino acids. Gene Ontology annotation, cellular component: intracellular anatomical structure. NCBI's taxonomy places the organism in Eukaryota, Fungi, Ascomycota, Sordariomycetes, Hypocreales, Hypocreaceae. The transcript is spliced from 4 exons. The record is from RefSeq and is a predicted model, not a curated record. Gene Ontology annotation, molecular function: oxidoreductase activity, acting on NAD(P)H, oxygen as acceptor.
CUUGAUACCUUGUGUUUUCACCGUUCUCUGUUACUUUCAGCUUCAGUCGCGUCUUAUUGAUUCUCCCCUUAUUUACACUAAUUGACCAUCUUUGCUACCUAACCAUAAACCCACCGCCAAAAUGGUGCAAACAAAGAACGGCGCCUUUCCCCACGACAAUGCGGCUGUCCCCAACGUCGACCGAGUGCUGCCCCUCUUUUCUCUAAAGGGUAGAACCGCCAUCGUGUCGGGCGCUGGAGCUGGCAUCGGGCUCGCUGUUGCGGAGGCGUUUGCAGAGGCCGGCGCCAAUGUGGCCAUCUGGUAUAACAGCAAUAAGCAGGCCGUGACCUCGGCCGAGAACAUUGCCAAGACGUAUGGCGUCAAGAGCAAGGCGUACCAGGUCAACGUGACUUCGGCCGAGGCUGUCGACAAGGCCAUCACCGAGAUCGUCAAGGAAUUCAACGGCCGCCUCGACAUCUUCGUUGCCAACUCCGGCAUCACAUGGACCGAGGGCGCCUUCAUCGAUGGCUCCGUCGAAUCAGCCCGCAACGUCAUGUCCGUCAACGUGGACGGCGUCAUGUGGUGUGCCAAGAGCGCCGGCGCCCACUUCCGCCGCCAGAAGGAACAGGGCACGACGAUUGACGGCAAGCCCCUGGACAACUUUAUUGCCGGAAGCUUCAUCGCGACGGCGUCGAUGAGCGGCAGCAUCGUCAACAUUCCGCAGCUGCAGGCCGUGUACAAUAGCUCCAAGGCUGCCGUGAUUCACUUUUGCAAGAGUUUGGCGGUUGAGUGGACUGGAUUUGCCCGAGUCAACACCGUAUCGCCCGGAUACAUUCUUACUGAAAUCUCCAGCUUUUGCUCGCCCGAGACAAAGGCUAUUUGGAAGGACAAGAUUGUCAUGGGUCGCGAGGGUCACACCGGCGAGCUCAAGGGCGCAUACCUUUACCUGGCGAGCGAUGCCAGCUCUUACACCACAGGCUUGGAUAUGAUUGUGGAUGGCGGUUAUAGCCUGCCAUAAAGAGCUGUAGGGAGGCCGAAAUGAAGAAAAUAUACCAGAAAAACAAAAGACACGAACGAAAUAACAGAAGAUACAAUAGAAGAUGGAUGCAUGCAUAUUUGCUGCUUAUGAAUAUCGUCUCCACGAGCAAAGGUAUGAGGGUUAUGAAUAUAUUGUGUUUAAUAUCUAUACGGAUGCAGAAAUAGCAGAACAAUACUUUGCUUGCUCGUGUG